AUGGAGACGAUUAGGAAAUCACUGCAAGCGAUUAAUGUCACCGGCCCUGACUCGGAUGAUCAAGAGGAACAACAACAAAAGCGUGAUCCGAUACGAGCCGGCGAUAGGGUUCUUCUUACGGGUGCCAAUGGAUUUGUCGGGGGCCAUAUCCUCAAAGCCCUUUUGAAAGACGGGUUUAAAGUUAAGGCGGUCGUUGGUACUCGAAAUGAGGAAAUGAAGGUUAAGCGGCUGUGCGCCGGAAGCGAGGAGCGAGUGCAGGUUGUAGUUGCAGGUGGUAUUGUGGGAGAUAAAUCUAAGGAUGUUGUGAGAGGUGUUUCUGGGGUUAUCAUCACCGCCUGUCCCUACAAAAGCUGGGAUCAAAGACAGGAGACAAAUAUCGUAGGGAUACUAGAUUCGAUAUGCAAGCAUAACCCAAUGAUAAAACGGGUUAUACUUACCUCCGUUAUGAACGAUCUAAAUAAAGAUCGAGAAAGCAGCGAUUGGGACCCUACCACAGCCCUCAAAACCUCACCUCCAAAAACACCAAUCGAGCGUGCAGCAUGGAAAUACAUAUCAUCCAACUCCCCAAAUUUCACCCUAGCGUCAGUUAUUGUGCCGACUCUGUUCGGGCCUUCCGCACAUGAUCCACCCACAACAGAGCCUGCGUCAGAGAUACUUCGUCUCAUCAGAGGCACCGACACGGUUCCUGUAAAUACCACUGGACCAUGGUCAGACGUGAGAGACGUUGCCAAAGUACAUGUUGCAGCAUUGAUGAGAGGAGGAAUCAGUGGGGACGCCGGAGAAGACCGUUUCUUUGCUGUUGCAGGGGUCUGUAGCUCGAAGCAGAUCUGCAAGGUUGUGGAAAGAUGGUUCCCACGGCUUAUUGCGGAAGGACGAGCUCCAAAGGCCGAUAGUGUUCCAGGGGCAUUCGAGGAGGAGGAAGAUGAGAUGUUUGGUGGUCGAUAUGAAGGUGAUAAUAGGGUGACUAGUUCGAAGAGAGGGUUAAGGGGCAUGGCAAAGGAGCACCUCAGGAGGCGGUGCUGUACAUGCGGUGAGUGCGCGACCAAGAUGAGGCACAGAAGGACUAGUGUGGAUGAGCUCGACGAGAGUUUUGAGGAUAGUUUGAAUGAGGAUAAGGAUAGCUUGUACACACUUGUGGAGCAAGCAUACGAGGGCUCAAUGUCGAGUAUCGAGCCUACUGGCUCAAACAUUCCGCGCAGCUUUGCGAGGGGUGAGGCCCUCUGUGCUUGUGCUCCCGAAAAGUGUACAUGUGCUGGGUCAGCGGUGGUGGAACUCGAGGAGCGACCAAGGACGAGAACCAGUGUUGUGCUGAACAAGCCUGACAUGGGAGAAAUGUUGCACCACUCGUGA
Molecule: messenger RNA, 1350 nt
Organism: Morchella sextelata
Lineage: Eukaryota; Fungi; Ascomycota; Pezizomycetes; Pezizales; Morchellaceae
Exons: 6
Coding region: 1-1350 (449 amino acids)
Source: RefSeq, a predicted model, not a curated record